Vanderwaltozyma polyspora DSM 70294 is the source of this 1692-nucleotide messenger RNA. Its product is annotated as sugar porter family MFS transporter. Lineage: Eukaryota; Fungi; Ascomycota; Saccharomycetes; Saccharomycetales; Saccharomycetaceae. The coding region runs from base 1 to 1692 and encodes 563 amino acids. The transcript has a single exon. Gene Ontology annotation, biological process: transmembrane transport; carbohydrate transport. Gene Ontology annotation, cellular component: plasma membrane. Gene Ontology annotation, molecular function: carbohydrate:proton symporter activity. The record is from RefSeq and is a predicted model, not a curated record.
AUGAGUUCUGCUGAAGAUAGAGUCUCUUCCCAUAGCUCAAGAGCGGUUGAUGUUAUGGAAGAUAAGGAAGACAAAGAUGCUUUCGAAUUAACUAACCCAGAUCAACAAUACCAUGAAAUUGAAAACCCAAACUCGGGUUUUGCUGCCUAUAUGACUGUUUCUAUUUGUUGUAUUAUGGUUGCCUUUGGUGGUUUCAUUUUCGGUUGGGAUACCGGUACCAUUUCUGGUUUCGUCAACAUGUCUGAUUUCAAGGAAAGAUUUGGUUCUAUUAGUGGUGAAGGUAAGCCUUAUUUAUCUAAGGUUAGAACCGGUCUAGUCGUUUCCAUUUUCAAUAUCGGUUGUGCUAUCGGUGGUGUUACUUUAACCAAAGUCGGUGAUGUUAAAGGUCGUAAAGCUGGUUUAACUACUGUCAUUGGUACUUACAUCGUUGGUAUUAUUAUCCAAAUUGCUUCCAUCAACAAAUGGUACCAAUACUUUAUUGGUAGAAUUAUUUCUGGUAUGGGUGUCGGUGGUAUUGCCGUCUUGUGUCCAUUAUUGAUUUCCGAAGUCUCUCCAAAGCAUUUAAGAGGUACUUUAGUUUCCAUCUAUCAAUUGAAUGUUACCGCUGGUAUCUUCGUUGGUUACUGUACUAACUACGGUACUAAAACUUACACCAAUUCUGUUCAAUGGAGAGUUCCAUUAGGUUUAGGUUUUGCCUGGGCUUUGUUUAUGCUUGGUGGUUUGACUUUUGUCCCAGAAUCUCCAAGAUUUUUGCUGGAAAAGGAAAGAGAAGAAGAAGCUAGAGCUUCUUUAGCUAAGAUCAAUAAAUUGCCAGGUGACCAUCCAUUUAUUCAACAAGAAAUUGAAUUGAUUACUGCCAGUGUUGAAGAAUCAGCCAUGGCUGGUGACGCUUCUUGGAUGGAAUUGAUUAAGGGUAAACCAGCUAUGUUGAGAAGAACUAUGAUGGGUAUUAUGUUGCAUUCUUUGCAACAAUUGACUGGUUGUAACUACUUUUUCUACUAUGGUACUACUAUUUUCCAAGCUGUUGGUUUAGAAGAUGCUUUUGAAACUGCUAUUGUCUUUGGUGUCGUUAACUUUGCCUCAACCUUCUUCGCUUUGUAUACUGUUGAUCACUUUGGUCGUCGUGGUUGUUUACUAUGGGGUUGUGUCGGUAUGGUUUGUUGUUACGUUGUCUACGCUUCUGUCGGUGUUACAAGAUUAUGGCCAGAUGGUUAUGAUAACCGUGACUUCAACACUUCUAAGGGUGCCGGUAACUGUAUGAUUGUUUUUGCUUGUUUCUUCAUCUUCAGUUUUGCUACUACCUGGGCUCCAGUUCCAUUCGUUAUCAUUGCUGAAUCUUAUCCAUUAAGAGUUAAGGCCAAGGCCAUGUCUGUUGCUAUUGGUGCUAACUGGAUCUGGGGUUUCUUGAUUUCUUUCUUUACUCCAUUCAUUACCGAAGCUAUUAACUUCUACUACGGUUACGUCUUUAUGGGCUGUAUGGUCUUUGCAUUCUUCUACGUUUACUUCUUUGUUCCAGAAACUCAAGGUUUAACUUUGGAAGAAGUUAAUGACAUGUACGCUGACGGUGUCGUCCCAUGGCGUUCAUCUGAAUGGGUUCCAUUAAGCAAAAGAGGUCAAGAUUAUAACCCAGAUGCUCUUGUUGAGGAUACCACAAAGGCUCCAUUCUUCAAGAAAUUUAUGUCCAAGAAAUAG